CCCCGCCACCUCCCUUCCCCGGGCUCUUGCAAUGGACUCUCCCAGCGCUCAGCGUGUGUGGCGGAGGCUGCGGCGCUAGCGCUGGUACCCGCGAGCUGUUUUCCUGCCACAUCCCUGCCGGAGCAUCCUCCCGCGGCUGGAGCGGAGCGCGGGGCUGAACCAGGUCCGGGGCUCCCCCGCGCCCCCUCCCAGCCUUUGCCACGUGGAUGGGUGGCGGCGCCGCCGCCCGGCCCCAAACACCCCACUGCCGACCACGGGCGUGAGGGCGCAGCCCUGACGCAGAACCCCCCCCUCAGUCCCGCACUGGUGUCUCAGCCCAGCCCACCGGCACCAUGGAUGAGAGCUUCCGAGACCGGACGGCGUUCAUCCGGGGCGCCAAGGACAUCGCCAAGGAGGUGAAGAAGCACGCGGCCAAGAAGGUGAGCAAGGGCAUGGACCGCAUGCAGGACGAGUACACCAAGCGCUCCUACACCCGCUUCGAGGAGGAGGAGGACGACGAAGACUACCCGCCGCAGGACGGCUACUACCGGGGGGGCGAGGGGGCCAACGAGGAGGAGGGGGCCUCCAGCGAUGCCACCGAGGGCCACGAUGAGGAGGACGAGAUCUACGAGGGCGAGUACCAGGGCAUCCCCCGGCACGACUCGAUGAAAGCCGGGGAGCGGCUGGGGGCCGAGGCGGCCGCGGGCGCCUUCGACGACACCGAGGGGCAGCGGCGGAAGGACAAGGAGGAGCUGGCGCAGCAGUACGAGCUGAUCCUGCAGGAGUGCGGCCACGGCCGCUUCCAGUGGACCCUCUACUUCGUCCUGGGACUGGCCCUCAUGGCCGACGGCGUGGAGGUCUUCGUGGUGGGCUUCGUGCUGCCCAGCGCCGAGAAGGACAUGUGCCUCUCCGACUCCAACAAGGGCAUGCUGGGGCUCAUCGUGUACCUGGGCAUGAUGGUGGGCGCCUUCCUGUGGGGCGGGCUGGCCGACCGCCUGGGCCGACGGCAGUGCCUCCUCAUCUCCCUCUCCGUCAACAGCGUCUUCGCCUUCUUCUCCUCCUUCGUCCAAGGCUACGGCACCUUCCUCUUCUGCAGGCUGCUCUCGGGCGUGGGCAUCGGCGGCUCCAUCCCCAUCGUCUUCUCCUACUUCUCCGAGUUCCUGGCGCAGGAGAAGCGCGGGGAGCACCUGAGCUGGCUCUGCAUGUUCUGGAUGAUCGGGGGCAUCUACGCCUCCGCCAUGGCCUGGGCCAUCAUCCCCCACUACGGCUGGAGCUUCCAGAUGGGCUCCGCGUACCAGUUCCACAGCUGGAGGGUCUUCGUCCUGGUCUGCGCCUUCCCCUCCGUCUUCGCCAUCGGGGCUCUCACCACCAUGCCCGAGAGCCCCCGCUUCUUCCUGGAGAACGGCAAACACGACGAGGCCUGGAUGGUGCUGAAGCAGGUCCACGACACCAACAUGAGGGCCAAGGGCCACCCCGAGAGGGUCUUUUCGGUCACCCACAUCAAGACCAUCAAGCGGGAGGACGAACUCAUCGAGAUCCAGUCGGACACCGGCACGUGGUACCGGCGCUGGCUCGUCCGAUUCCUCAACCUCUCGCAGCAGGUUUGGAGCAACUUCCAGCAGUGCUUCGCGCCCGAGUACCGCCGCAUCACGCUGAUGAUGAUGGCCGUGUGGUUCACCAUGUCCUUCAGCUACUACGGGCUGACGGUGUGGUUCCCGGACAUGAUAAAGCACCUGCAGAACAUCGAGUACGCCUCGCGCACCAAGCUCUUCACCCGCGAGAAGGUCCGGCACUUCACCUUCAACUUCACCCUGGAGAACCAGAUCCACCAGGGCGGGGAGUACUUCAACGACAAGUUCAUCGGCCUGAAGAUGAAGUCGGUGACGUUCGAGGACUCGCUGUUCGAGGAGUGCUACUUCGAGGACAUCACCUCCAGCAACACCUUCUUCAAGAACUGCACCUUCAUCUCCACCGUCUUCUACAACACCGAUCUCUUCGAGUACAAGUUCAUCAACAGCCGGGUGGUGAACAGCACCUUCCUGCACAACAAGGAGGGCUGCCAGCUGGACUUCAGCGACGACAACAACGCCUACAUGAUCUACUUCGUCAGCUUCCUGGGCACCCUGGCCGUGCUCCCCGGCAACAUCGUCUCGGCCCUGCUCAUGGACAAGAUCGGCCGCCUCCGCAUGCUGGCCGGCUCCAGCGUGAUGUCCUGCGUGAGCUGCUUCUUCCUCUCCUUCGGCAACAGCGAGUCGGCGAUGAUCGCGCUGCUCUGCCUCUUCGGUGGCGUCAGCAUCGCCUCCUGGAACGCCCUCGACGUGCUCACCGUGGAGCUCUACCCCUCCGACAAGAGGACGACGGCGUUCGGCUUCCUCAACGCCCUGUGCAAGCUGGCGGCCGUGCUGGGCAUCAGCAUCUUCACCUCCUUCGUGGGCAUCACGAAAGCUGUGCCCAUCCUCCUGGCCUCCACCGCCCUGGCCCUCGGCAGCUCCCUCGCCUUGAAAUUGCCGGAGACCCGCGGGCAAGUGUUGCAGUGAGGGGGGGGGGGGGCACACGGGGAGAGGACCCCCCCCCCCCCAACCCCCCCCCAGCCCUAUA
This is a messenger RNA of Cygnus olor (mute swan), 2577 nucleotides long. It is a transcript of the gene SV2A, whose product is annotated as synaptic vesicle glycoprotein 2A. Gene Ontology annotation, cellular component: membrane. The coding region runs from base 333 to 2516 and encodes 727 amino acids. Gene Ontology annotation, molecular function: transmembrane transporter activity. NCBI's taxonomy places the organism in Eukaryota, Metazoa, Chordata, Aves, Anseriformes, Anatidae. Gene Ontology annotation, biological process: chemical synaptic transmission; transmembrane transport. The transcript has 13 exons. The record is from RefSeq and is a predicted model, not a curated record.